CACAGUCUGUAAAUGAUGUAUCCAGAGACUAUAUGAUAGGGUUUGGCCUUUUUCAAGACAAAGUCAUCUUGCCUUUUACUGAUACUAGUCCAGAAAGGAUCAAGAAUCCGUGUGUUCCUGCAAAUGUGAAAUGUGUCAAACCCUUUGAGUUUAUUCAUAUGCUCAACAUGACUAAAAAUACCACAGCGUUCAGAAUGAUGAUUUCUGAUAACCUAGAUCACCCAGAAGGUUCUUUGGAUGCUAUUGUUCAAGCUGUCAUGUGCAAAUCUGAAAUAGGUUGGAGAGAUUACAGCCACAAAUUGUUGAUCUUUUCAAGCAAUGAUGGAUUUCACCUGGCUGGGGAUGGACGUCUGGCUGGAAUAGUCACCCCAAAUGAUGGCCUGUGUCACUUAGACAGAGAAGGCAAGUACACACAGGAACUUGGACAGGAUUAUCCUUCAGCUGGCCAGCUGGCACAUAUUGUUGCCAUGAGUGACAUCCAUAUUAUAUUUGCUGUAACAGAGGAUCAGAUUGCUUUGUUCAAAGAACUGUCAAACAGAAUUCCUAAUUCAAUAGUGGGAGCAUUGACCAGCCAAAACAGCUCUGGUCAUAUAAAUAUUAAAGAGAUGGUGGAGAAGAAAUACAUGGAAAUUUUUUCUGAAGUGGAACUAGAUUACACAACAAUUGCAGGUAUUGAUUUACAGAUAACAACCACAAGUGAACAUUGUCAGGAAACUGGAACAAACAAAUGCAAAAGUUUAAACAGACUUGGAUUGAUAACAUUUGAAGUAGAUGUAAGAGUAUCAGAGUGCCUGACUGGUCCAGGAGAACCUAUGAAGAAAGUUGUUAUUUAUCCAAGUUCCAAGAAAAAUGAUCAGCUGGUGCUACAUGUGAACACCCUGUGUGAAUGUUCUUGCAGAACUGAUGAAACUAAAUGGGAGCUAGAGAGUGAGCUAUGCAGUGCAGGGAAUGGAACACUCAAGUGUGGACUUUGUGAAUGUCUGCCUGGUCGUUUUGGACAUACUUGUGAAUGUGACUCCAUGAAUAUGAAUACAUCAGACUCAAGUUGUCUUGGACCUGGAGAAAACUCAACACAACCGUGUAAUGGCAAUGGUCAGUGUGUCUGUGGUCUGUGUCAUUGUGCCGAGGGAUACAGUGGACCAUACUGUGAAUGCGAUGAUCAGUCAUGUGGUUAUUUUCAAAGAGAGCUGUGUGGAGGAACUCGUGGUCACUGUGCUUGUGGUGAAUGUGUUUGUAAGGCUGACUACACAGGAACCACAUGUGAAUGUCCCACAGCCAACCUCACAUGUAUGUAUGAUAAAACAGUGUGCAAUAAUGCUGGUCUCUGUGAAUGUGGAAGAUGUAAAUGUAAAAACGGGUACAUUGGAAUGUUCUGUGAGAUCUGUUCUUUGUGUGACAGUACAGUGUGUGAUACUCCACUCUACAAGACUUGUGUUGAAUGUGCUUUAUCUGGCCAGGAACAGUGUCCUGAGAACUGCCCACAAACUGAGCUUGUCAACACUAUAGAAGGUACUGAUGGAUCUAGCAUUUGUACUGUGGCACAAACUGCCAGAUGUUUCCUGUCUUUCCGUAUCAUUAUGAAUGAAGCCAACAUUACCUUACUUGUCCAGAAAACUUCGACCUGCUCAAGCAUAAUGGCUAUAGCAGCAGUACCUGCUUAUGUUGGUGGUGGUGUGGUCAUUAUAGGCUUCCUCCUGCUUCUGCUCUGGAAGAUGCUUGUUAGCCUUAUUGACAGAGUUGUGUAUGCCAAGUUUCAAGAAAACAUGCGAAUAUGCCAGUGGGCACAGCGCAAUAAUAUGUUCUAUAAAGGGACAACAAUGUACAGAAACCCAUUGCUGGAUACAAGUGAAACGGAUGAACAGCCUCUCACCCCAAAUUCAUUUUAUUCUGAUACAUAG
This is a messenger RNA of Candidula unifasciata, 1898 nucleotides long. The record is from the annotation of a GenBank genome assembly. NCBI's taxonomy places the organism in Eukaryota, Metazoa, Mollusca, Gastropoda, Stylommatophora, Geomitridae.